UCUCAAAAGGACAAAUCACUUAUAAUCAAAAAAAAUUUCGGUGUAAAAUGGAUGGAAUAGAUGAAAGUAAUUGGGAUCCGUGUAAUUUAUUAUUAUCACCGGGUGAAAAUGAUAAAUAUGCGGUUUUAGUGUUAAAUACACCUAUAACAUUGAUUUUUAACACUGAGCAGGUGCUAAAUUUAUGGAAUAAAGCUUUAAUUCGAAUCACCGUUGAUGGUGGAACAGAUAAAUGGUUAGAUUGGCUAAAACAAAACGAUUUACAUCAAAACACAAUUAAAAAUAUCGAUUUAAUAACUGGCGAUAUGGAUUCAAUAAAACCGGAAACUUUAGAAGCUUUCAAAGAAUCAUCAACAAUAAUCAUUAAUACCUAUGAUCAAGAAGAAACCGAUUUUACAAAAGCUAUUUUAGAAUUAAAAUCAAUUUCGUGCAAACUGAAUUUAGAUAUCGAAUAUGUUGUAGCUUUUAACAGUGUUUGUGGACGUUUUGAUCAAGUUUUGGGUAAUGUGAAUACGCUUUAUAAAAUCAAUCGGCUAUGGCCUGAAAUUCGAAUUUUAAUCGUUACCAACAGUAUUACAUGGUUGCUAAGUGUUGGACAACAUCGGAUUCAAAUUCCAAGUAAUUUGAAGAAAUCACAAGAGUGGUGUGCCUUAAUUCCAGUGGGAAAUAAAACUUUUUUAACUACCAGUGGGUUAAAGUGGAAUUUGGAUAAUUCUCCAUUGGAGUUUGGUUAUUUAGUAAGUACAUCGAAUACUUAUUCAACAAAAGAAGAAAAUGUUGUUGUUUUAACCGAUCAACCAAUAGUUUGGUCGAUGGGGAUUAAAAAUUUAUUGGUGUAAAAUGUUUUUAAAUAAUAAUUUUCAUGAAAUUUAUUGAUUGUUAAUAUCUUUUUGGAAUUUAAAAUCUCCCAGUUGUUUUAGAAUAAUUUUUUUGUUACUUAAUUAGCAUAUAAUGUAGAGAGACAUCCUUUUGAUACAUUUUUUUUAUGUUUACCAUUUUUGAAUAAAUAAUUAAUUUCAGA
Molecule: messenger RNA, 1018 nt
Organism: Onthophagus taurus
Lineage: Eukaryota; Metazoa; Arthropoda; Insecta; Coleoptera; Scarabaeidae
Product: thiamine pyrophosphokinase 1
Biological process (GO): thiamine diphosphate biosynthetic process; thiamine metabolic process
Molecular function (GO): thiamine diphosphokinase activity; thiamine binding; ATP binding
Source: RefSeq, a predicted model, not a curated record